Molecule: messenger RNA, 861 nt
Organism: Penicillium waksmanii
Lineage: Eukaryota; Fungi; Ascomycota; Eurotiomycetes; Eurotiales; Aspergillaceae
Exons: 1
Coding region: 1-861 (286 amino acids)
Source: RefSeq, a predicted model, not a curated record
AUGCAAUUUGAAGAGCAGAAACAAUGCCGAAGAGUAUUUGAGUGGCUCCGAGCUCCUAACACUGAUAUCGAGCAUGGUAGUUUGCUCAAGAUACGAAAUGAAUACCCUAACACUGGGGCGUGGCUGCUUGAACACAAAUCUUUCAAAGAUUGGAUUCAUCCAGACUAUGCGACGAUUCCCCCUCUCCUUUGGCUUAAGGGAAUUCCUGGAUCUGGUACGGAUUACCCUCCAAAACCUUUAAUUUCAGAAAGAGCUAAUUCGGAGAAAAAAGGCAAAACAGUGCUUGCUUCCCUGGUGGUAGAGGAGAUCCGUAAGCUCAACCGAAAACCCACUGUUCUUUUUUUCUAUUGCAAACACGACAAUCCUGAAUUCAGCACUUUCCCUGCAAUUGCGAGAGGUCUUUUGGCUCAGUUGUUGGAGCAAGAGAGACAUCUACUCCCUUACUUCGACCAGGAAUGCUGCACGAGCAAGGAACCAAUUCUCCAAACCCCAGAGAAAAUCCAAAAACUACUGGAUAUCGCUCUCACACAUUGCAAAAGUGCUUAUAUUGUGCUUGAUGGCCUCGACGAAUGCAAACGAGAAGACCGAAAAGAGAUAUCGAUGUGGUUUCGAGAACGUGUCGAGAAUCCUCCUCAUAAUGAACCUCGUAAAUUACGAUGUCUCUUUAGUAGUCGGGAUGACGGUCAUGGGAGAAAGGAUUUUGAAGACAUCGAGACGGUCACAGUUAGUUCUAGCGACAUUGCGAAAGACUUAGAAACAUUCUGCCAGCGACAAGCGGACCUCUUAAGAAUCAAGUUUCAGCUUACAAGCGACAGAGCAGAUGACAUAGCUUCGGCAGUUUCUCAGAGGGCGGCAGGUUAG